ACUACUGUUGAAACGGCACCGUCUAAUAAUUCCGGAUCGUGUCAAACAAUACCCAUAUUUUUUUCCGGACUUUAUAAGUGUGUUAAUAUAGGAAGGGUUUCUAAGCUUGUGUACCAUAUCAAUUUCAUCGGCCUAGUGGAUUGUGUGUGCAUGACGUGGCCUCUAGUUAUUCUGACUUUUUUUGGUACAAAAACCAAUGUGUAACUAUAUUAAUGAUGUAUAAAAAGAUAUCGCAACAAUUUAUUUAUUGAGAGUUUCAAAUUCGCUCGGCAUGGUUCACGGUGUAUGGAUACAAUUUAAUUAACGCCAAGAGGGAGAACAUCUUUUCAGACCGUGUUGAUCACUAGAGGCCUUACCGGAUAGCUGGAACUGUAUGAGGUCGCCAACAAACCCUAUCGGAGGAUUUUCAGCACAGGAAGGAACAAGUGACGUAACGGUUACUCUCUAUACAUAUUGAGGAAAUCGGGAUUGUAGAGAUAGACCCAGCUCUAAAGAUAUUAAAAGAAUGCUUCAUCGUCAGGAUACACACAUUCACAGUCAUAUAUAAUGUAGUUGGGACCACCUGAGCCAUGGUUCACUUGAAUUCUCACCGUGACAGGACACCGGAGCACUGGCUACCCAAACACACUAUUUCAGAGGAUGUGAUUUUCGACUUACAUUGGAACUACCCAUGUGGAGUUAGCAUUUAUCGUGUACUACUUGUCUACCAUAGGACGGACUUAAGUUCGGAUAUGAGGAAAUGUCUAAGGGGGUAAAAGCCCGUCCUUGGAUCGCCGUCCAUACCAUCCUACCCCGGGGUAGACAGCCACACGCAGGUACACACUGUUGUUGUGGUUAUAGGAACAGGGGUGAUUGGAACUGAUUGACAUGUAUGUGGUUCCAGCUCUCCCAAUACGCAAUUUGUUAGUAUUCAUUCCCAAAUAAACUGCAACAAGCCUCUUGCAUGCAUGUAUAUAUGUAAUGUAUGUGUGUAAGUGUACCAGUCAGAACUAUAUCAUUACACGGUUAUACGUAUGGAAUUGUUCGUGAAUUACUUUUGGGGUUAUCGACGAAGACCUGGUGUUAUUUCUUCUUGGAGAUUGGAAAUACGAAUUACGUAAUACCAGUAUAAUAACUGGCGGCGAACAGUCCAGCAAUUCUCACGAAGGACUCUCGGUCAUUGCAUGUCAAAUCAUGCAAGUUCAAGGAGUACUUGUAUUUGUAUACUUUUAUCUGCUGUGUCCAACCAAUAUCAUAGGUCUAUGGUGGGCGGUGGGAAGUCCUCUAGUGAUGGAUCCGAAUAGCAUAUGCCGAAAGAGCAGACGACUUGCGGGAAAACAGCGGGAGAUUUGUCGGAAUGAGAUUGAAAUUGUAGAGGAAGUGGCAAACGGCGCUAAAUUGGCUCUAGCUGAAUGUCAGUAUCAGUUCCGAAAUAGAAGGUGGAACUGUACAACCUCACGGAAAACGCUGGCACGAAUACUGCGCCGGGACACACGUGAAUCAGCCUUCGUGUACGCGGUGACGGCAGCAGGGGUGGUGUAUGCUGUGACGGAGGCGUGCAGUAUGGGGAAGCUGCUGCAGUGUACAUGUGAUAAUGACAUACAGGACAUCACUACCGACGGGGAAUGGGAGUGGGGAGGGUGUGGGGAUAACGUCGAGUUCGGCUACAAAAAGUCCAAAGAAUUCAUGGAUGCAAGGAAGAAAAAACGACGAGGCGACAUAACGACAAUUAUACAACUUCACAACAACGACGCCGGUCGUAUGGCCGUUAAGGGUGACAUGCGCCCUGAGUGUAAAUGCCACGGUCUCUCCGGAUCCUGCACGUUGAAAACAUGUUGGCUGAAAAUGCCCAUUUUUCGCCAGGUUGGUCUUUCUUUAAAGGAGAAGUUCGAUGGGGCAAUAAAAGUGAUAGGGACAAAUGACGGGAAAGGUGUUCAGCCGGAGGAGGAUACCAUAAAGCCACAGAAUCACCUUGACCUUAUCUAUUCAGAAACGUCACCAAAUUUCUGUAAGCGGAACCGGAAACACGGUUCAUUGGGCACGCGCGGUAGGCAAUGUGAUCCGACUUCCAUGGGCGUAGGUGGCUGCGACCUCUUGUGCUGCAACAGGGGUUACGAGAAAGAGACAGUCCAUGUUAGGGAAAAUUGUAAAUGCAGAUUUAUCUGGUGUUGUGACGUUUUGUGUGAAACGUGCGAAAGUACGAAAGAUAUUUACAGAUGUUUAUGAGAAGUUCUCAUACGUUUGCAAUAGACACCACGAUGUACCGGAAGGUAUAUAGAACGAUAUUAAUAUAUUAACCAGACGCCAUGGAACAUAUCUGUGUUUGUGAACAUUUGGACGUAUUAUGUACGGCAAUGUACAGUAAAAGCACACAUAAACUUGAUCCAUGACUUUUGCAUACCGGGAAAUGUCGUCUGUAGUGACGGAGACCGCUUAUGACGUCACCAACUAUCAAUGUCCGUAUGCAAUGACUACCAUUGAACUCUAUUGUAAUUUCAUUAUCAUUAUUAUUAUUAUUAGAACUCUGUGAUAAGGUGUGCGAUUGAAGUAUGUAAAUACCUGUAUAGUUUAGUAGGGAUGCGUAUGCUGCCAGAUAUUAACAUUUUAGGUUGGUAUGGCAGUUUAUAUCAAAGUGAUGCGAAGUAUUGUAAUUUACAUUUUCCCAAAUCCGCUUCAACUAAAUACUUUAUAACAUUAAAUCAACUCCAAUUUGGAUAACUUCAAAAUAAUAUCAAGGUUUCUGAAAUAAAUCCAUGUGAAAUAUUAAAGGAACGUUCUUUAAAAGCAAAUACAAACGUAAUUUCAUUUUGUACGGGGUUCUAAAAAAUAUUUAUUGUUAGAUUUGCGGAGAAUUACUAGCCAUUCGGGUUUGUUACUCUACAGAAGAUUAUGGUAUUCCAGUCUAAAUGGUGUAAAUAGGGGUUACUGGACAAAAAACUUUAGAAUGGUAUCGUCUGCUGUCAUACAAACAACGUCAUUACUACCAUAUCAACCGUGCCUUACUUACUAGUAGCUAUAAAUUGUAUAUUUUAGAAAUGCAAUUGAUUAUAUUACAUAGAUUUGAAUAUUUUUGGCAUAAUUUAUUCUGUUUGAUAUCUUAACAUGUAGAUGUAUGGCUGACAACAAUGCGCAUGCGUCAACUAUUCAUCUUUUGUAUAACACUAGCGUAUAUAAGUAAUUAGAUAUAUUGUGGUGCGUCUAACGCAUGUUUUUGAAUAUUAAGCAAUAAAGUGUUUCGUCCGUAACAGAUGGGCGUUCUAAAGGUCGGUGCUGGUGAUGGUCGUGUGUACGAAUCCUGUUUCGCUUGACUGCAACAAACAUGGCCGCGUCUCGCUUCACUCUCUCAUCAAUGUUUGAUAAUAUUCGUAAAUUGGUCGUUAAUAAUUAUUUCAAAUGAAAGAUAAGAAUUUAGUUUACCAUAGUUUAGGUGCUCGUGGGAUUAAAGGGAUGUGUUUGUCUAUCUUGUCCUUGAAAUUGGGACGAGAUGUCUGUCUUACUAGAACAGGAAUAGGGACUGUAUAACUCGUCCUCAACUUGAAGAAUGUAGGUGUCUAACUCGUCCACAAAUCGUGGACUGUGGGUGUUCAACUCGUCCAAAACACUUGGUCUGUAGGUGUGUGACUCGUCCAUAAAAAGUUGAAUGCAGAUGUCUAACUCGUACACGAAACGUUGACUGUAAAUGUCUAACUCGUCCAAAACACUUGGUCUGUAAAUGUCUAACUCGUCCAAAUUUGUGGAAUGCAGAUGUCCUAUUCGUCCACAAAAAAGGAAUUGUUAGUGUCUAACUCGUCCAUAAGAUAGGCACUAGAAAUGUUUCUAACUGUCCAAAAUCGUGAAAUGUCCCAAAAAUAUUGACUGUAGACUCGUCCACCAUAUAGGGAUUAUAAAUGUGUCUAACUCGUCCAAAUUUUUGAAAUGCAGAUGUCCCUUUCGUCAACAAAUGGGACUGUAAAUGUCUAUAACUCGUCUAUCCUAAGUCGACUGCAUUUAUCUUUAAUGACUGAAAUGUGACGAAUCUGUCAGAAUUUUUUAUAAGUUUGUGUUUUCGUACCAUUGUUAUUCCACUUUUCUACAUUACUUCCUACGAUGAUAAUGACGUAAGCCACACUCUCUGGGUCACCAAAACGUUCUACAAACUGUGAUGAUUAUGAUUGGCGAAAAACAUUGUAUUACCUCCAAAUUUGAAAAUUAUAUAAAUGUUACUUAAUACCAGUGAGGUGACGACUAAAUUCUAGAUAUGUAGAACAAGGAUUUGAAUAAACUCUGUCAGAAAUUUAUUUGAUAAAAAUAAUCGAAAUGCGAAAACGCAGUUUGCUAAAGUUGCAGUCAGCCUGGUAGGCGAAGAUAGUCCAUACGUACACAGCCAGCCGGCCAGCAUAGCCCUUUAUCCAUCGUUUUUCAUUGUUGUUUCAUGUCCAUCAUUUAUAUAGGACAAAUCUCCAUAGCAGAGCUAGUGCUUCUUUUCCUGUCAAAAAUUGCCAUGUGUAUGUUUUAAGAAAAAAUAUUCAUAUUUUAAACAUUUUAGUAGAAACUCUAUGACAUUAAAUGUCUAUCGGUUAA
Pecten maximus is the source of this 4539-nucleotide messenger RNA. RefSeq names its product protein Wnt-6-like. Bases 1174 to 2205 code for a protein of 343 amino acids. Gene Ontology annotation, biological process: multicellular organism development; cell fate commitment; neuron differentiation. The transcript has 5 exons. The record is from RefSeq and is a predicted model, not a curated record. Lineage: Eukaryota; Metazoa; Mollusca; Bivalvia; Pectinida; Pectinidae. Gene Ontology annotation, cellular component: extracellular region. Gene Ontology annotation, molecular function: frizzled binding; cytokine activity.